AUGAUAAAAUAUCUUCUUCAUUAACUAUUCAUUUAUAUAUAUGUAGCAGAGGUGUUAUUAGGUUGUAUUUUUGCAUUUGCUGAGACAGUAUUUUUUCAUUCAGAUUAAGAUGAGGAUUACUUUCUUUAAAUAAAAUAAAUAUAAAUAAAAAAUCAAAAGAGAUUUAGAAACAAUCAGAAGAAAAGCAGAUCUUUUAAGAAAAAAAUUAUUAAUUAAUAAUUAGUAAGUAAGAUGGUCAGAUUAAACCUUAAGUCAAACGUUGAUUAAAACGAAUAUCCUUUCUUAGCAAAAUGGGAUAAGGAUAUGAGACAAAAUUAUGAAGAAUAUUAAAAUAGAAUCGAUGCUACCACUUAUCACCUCCAAAGAUCCUAAAGAGGUAUCGCUGUUUUUGGUGAGUGGAUGUAUCCCAGAUAUUUCUAAAAAGAUAUUCUUGAAUUGGAAGUUUUACGUAGAAAAUAAUAAUUAGGUAAGAUUUAUCCUGAAGAAGUCAGCAGCUAUACAUAAAUUAACCCUGAUAUUGCUAAUGAUUUGAACCUCACUUUUAAUGCUAAGCUUCUUUGGCCUGUGAGAGGUAUGACUGUAGGUGCUGGUUUCUUUGCUUUUGCUCAUCUUUUUAACUUACCCUACUCAUUCAGAUUGGGAUUAUUUGUUCUUCCCACUGCUGUAGAACUUGCCUUCACCUGGGGCAACAAGACUUCUCAAUUUAAGUCUAUUGAAUUUAUGGAUUACUUGCUUUAAUACAGAGUUUCUAAGGCUCUCUUGGAAAAAAAUGCUAAGCAUUUUGCUGAGAAGAAGGCUGCUUAUUAAAAAGAAAUUAACUCAAGCUAGAGUGUUUAAGAUUUAUACAAUCAAUUAAUCACUCUUGUUUCUGAACAAGCUCCUUCUGAGUGA
Molecule: messenger RNA, 891 nt
Organism: Tetrahymena thermophila SB210
Lineage: Eukaryota; Ciliophora; Oligohymenophorea; Hymenostomatida; Tetrahymenidae
Product: transmembrane protein, putative
Exons: 1
Source: RefSeq, a predicted model, not a curated record